AUGUCCGAUGCGAUGAGGCGUAUCCUGUAUGCAGUCACUGCUCUCGACUUCAACUGGAAUGCCGCUAUCUACGACGACCACGCGGAAACCACAAUCUCCUCAGUUCCUCCCCCCAUGCCGACGGAUAGCCCCUCUCCGAUGACCUCUUCGAAUACCAAUAACGAGGGGCAAGGCCCAUUCACCCUCACCGAAGACCACAUGGCACAAUUCAUGUCUCUGCCAUGGUUGGAUGACUCGAUGGCCGCGUUUGGACACGGAGGUCGCGAAGUCCCUGAUUUUGGCACGACCUGGAAUGGAGAAUUUGGAGGUUUCUUGGAACCUGCAACUUCGGCAUCUCUUGACGGCGAAAGCCAGGAAAGGCUGAGUUCGUUGCCUUGUAUCGAGUUGGAACGCGGCCCUGGAGACCUUCCGACGCCAAUGACAUCAACCAUCAGAACCUUGCCUCACUCCCAUUCUGAUGCCGAACCAACGACGGAUGAUCAUGUCAUGUCAAAAGAAGUCCCCACGAGAACCGAUCAAAAACACCACAGCAACUCUCGACAGAGCACAAAGAAUAUCUCUCAGGACUAUCCCUCCGACCAAAGCCAAAGCUCGGAUGACCUGGCUAUGUUCGGGAACAUCAUGCAACCCCCGGCUGCUAUGUUGAUGGGCGGCAUCAGGCGAUGGCGAUACCUCCAGCGAUAUCUCCUUGGCCUGGGCUCAAAGAACAAUGCUGUCAUGAAUGCCCUCCUGUGCCUUGAAGAGGUUUUGGUUCGUGAUGACUCCGACGCCUGCGACCAAGCUUCAGUUUCAGACGACAGCGCCAACCGAAUCACCGAGCGCUACGAGGCAGCCAAGAGGCAGGUUAUCGAUCAAACCUCAGGGGAAAAUCAUCUUGAGGAACAAGAAAUGAAUGAACUCCUCGCGGCUGUUUUCCUGCUGGCCUGGAUUCAGGUCAUACGUGACCGGGACGCCGAGCGAACCGACUCCACGUUUCCUUGUGAUCAAGCCGACUUCAUCAUCAGCAGCUGCUGUAACUGGAACUGGUACUCCAGACAGUUGCUCUCCUGGUUCAAUUCGCUUGACAGCAAGGCCACCUUUCUUGGAGGGUCUCCGCUCCUUUCACCCAAAGCCCUCAGCAUUGUCUCCCGCUAUCCUAUCCAGAUCGUCAGCUGCAACUACGAGGAGUCCAAAGAAAGGCAAAACUCCCUUGGAGGCCAAGAGGAUUUCCAAACCAUGUCAGCCGGGUCUGUGACAGACGUCUCGGAGCACGGUGAUAGCGCAACAGUGGUCCCCGCUUUGACAACGGUUGAUGUCAAGGAGAUUGUGCUCCGUGCCAUUCUCCAGCCGGCCGCAGAGUGGUACCUACAGACACAGGCCUACUUCCGGCACAUAGGAUCUCUUGACAAGCACCAUCGAUCAAGGUUUACACCAGACGACGAGCUUGAAGUUGCGCUGGUGGGCAAGCAACUCCAAGCCGAACUAUGGGAUCUCUGGGCUCAACGGCCAUCCGCCAUAUCGCUUACUGCUGAUGAUCUCGCAAAGACUGUGGCACCCGACAUGGCAACUCGCCUUGAAGAGAUCUUCAGCGUGUACCUAGCCAGUUUUUGGAUUCUCUUUGUCUAUCUUCAUCGAUGGAGGGAGCGUUGA
Messenger RNA from Fusarium vanettenii 77-13-4, 1629 nucleotides. RefSeq lists its product as uncharacterized. The record is from RefSeq and is a predicted model, not a curated record. The transcript is spliced from 3 exons. Bases 1 to 1629 code for a protein of 542 amino acids. NCBI's taxonomy places the organism in Eukaryota, Fungi, Ascomycota, Sordariomycetes, Hypocreales, Nectriaceae.